Molecule: messenger RNA, 2526 nt
Organism: Ostreococcus tauri
Lineage: Eukaryota; Viridiplantae; Chlorophyta; Mamiellophyceae; Mamiellales; Bathycoccaceae
Product: Protein of unknown function DUF227
Exons: 1
Coding region: 1-2526 (841 amino acids)
Source: RefSeq, a predicted model, not a curated record
AUGGUGUCGAGCGAUGACGCGGCGACGACGACGCGGGUGCGCGUGCGCGAGGUGCUGUCGGCGUGCGCGGACGCCGCGUCUCGCGGCUGCGAGGAGAUUCGGCGCGUGCAGCGGAAGCGAGAUGAAGCGGCGAGCGACGACGAGACGGCGUUCGUGGUGACGAGAAAGGACGAGAUGGACCCGCGGUCGGCGCUGACGGAGGCGGACCUGGCGGCACAGGCGGCGAUUGUGAGCGCGCUCGGCGCGGCGUUUCCGGAGGUGGCCGUGGUGGGCGAGGAGGAUGAGAACGAAGACGCGGCGCCGUCGAGUCCGAAGAAGGGCGCAAAUCUAAGAUUGGAUCUCAUCGAUGACGUAUUGUCGUCGAGCGGCGCCGUGGGCGAGGCACUGGGGGCGAUGGAGGUGGAUGCGAGCGACGUAACGAUUUUCGUCGAUCCAGUGGACGGGACGCGAGAGUUCGUCGAACAACGUUUGCACGCGGUGCAGUGCCUGAUCGGCGUAGCGGUUCGAGGACGGUCCGUGGGGGGUAUCAUCGGUUUGCCGUUUCCGGAGGGAGACGUCUCCUCGAGGGAGGCGUGCGUGGUAUGGGGAUUCGCCGCUCCAGGAGCUGAGAGCGGCGUGUUGGGCGUCAUUGGAGAACGCGGACAACAAAUGCCCGUGUCUUACAAGGAAAAUUUAGAUAACGCGAUGAGAUGCGUCACGGGUGAUUCUAAGAACGCCGCACUCAAGGAAGCGACGGCGAUUCUGUCGAGAUUGAUUUAUGAAGAAGGAAAAAUGCACGCACACGGAUACAUCGGCGGCGUUGGGAAUAAGAUUCUCGCUGUCGCAGAGGGCCGCGCGGAUUACGCGAUCAUGCACUUUGGAACGUCUUUGUGGGAUUCUUGUGCGCCCGAGGGUGUGCUUCGAGCGAUUGGUGGCAAGGUGACGGAUUUAUUCGGAGCACCACUCACACACUCUCGAAACGCUCCCACCGGUUUGGUGAACCGGCUUGGGGUGAUCGCCACUGGACCGGGAGUAAUACCGAAACACGACGAUAUUUGCGCCGAGAUGCGAAAGUCUGAGCCGCUACGUAACCUUCAAGACCGAUGCAGCGGUGGUGACAGCGCAAUCGCGAUGUCCAACGUCGAGAAUCCUGCGCAAGCGUUCGACGUUGCCAGAUGCUUGGAUGGCUCCCCACUUCGUGUGGCAGAAAUUGCGCGUUCGAUUGCAGGAAAGGUUGGCGUGGACGUCGACGAGGUUAAGCUCUUAGGUUAUGCCUCGCCCGAGGACGACGCCGUACGCGGGUUGAUGUCGGACGCGUGUCGGUUAACAUUUAAGUGGUCGGAAGCUGGCGAGAAGCUUGGUCUGCCGCCGUCGGCGUUUUACAAAAAAGUUGACAUGGGCAAUCUCACCUACAUGCGCACGAAAGCCGUCACGCAACCGCUGAAAAUCGGUCGUGAUAGCCGAUCGUAUCGCAUAGAGGCUUCAUUUUUGGCCUCGAACGCUUGCGCGUCACUGAAAGAAGCUGGAAUCGACGCGCCCAGAUGCUAUGCCGCCGACCUGCGACCGAAUGAUGCGGAUCCGAUCGAGAGUAAGUUUUCUCUCUUGCUCGAGGAUUUCAGAAGCGAAGACGGAUGGCAUCAAGAGCGAAUGCUUCGUGCCGACCAAGCUGAAUGUGCCCUACGAGCCUUGGCUAGGAUGCACGCUUUCUUUUUACCAGGAAGUAGAUAUCGCCAAUCCUCCCCAGAGAAUGACAACGAGCUGCGCUCGUGUGUGUGGCCAUCAGGUGGAUAUUGGCAACCGAAUUUUCAACCGUCAGAGCAAAUGGAUGUGCUGGAAGAGGCUUGGAAGACGCACAUGGUGAGCUUUGGGGACGCUUGGAAAGCGGACCCACAUAUGUCGAGUUUCGACGUUUCCACAGUCGGCAAGCGAUUGCAAAAGCAUGCGAAACGCAUUGGAGCCGAGUCACACCCGUUCAGCGCGUGUCCGGGAGCAGAUGACGUCUUAGCCGAGGGAGGAUCUCGACUUCACGCGAUACAUACUGUGAUUCAUGGCGAUCCGAAACAGGGAAAUAUUUUUGUGAAGAAGCGUGACGAUUCAUGGGACAUCGGACUGAUCGAUUUUCAGUGGACUGGAUUCGGAUUGCCAGGCACCGACCUCGGACACUUCAUGUGCGCAUCUGUACAUUACGAGGCACUGGGUAUAGAUGGAUCCGGACUCGAAGAGACGGCGCUCGUGGAUGCCUAUUACGAAUCUUUCUGUUCAGCCGCUGUCGAAUUUGGUGCAGCGACGAGCGUGGAAAAUGUCGAAUGUGAACUCCUUUCACGAGAUGAACUUCAAGUGCAGUAUGAGAACGGCGUGCUCGACACAUGUCGGUGCGUCUUUGGCUAUCAAUGGCUCCGUGUGAAGGCGAAUCCGCAAUCACUCGCCGCGAACGCGAUGUCCAUUGGUCGAAAUUCAUACAACAAAUCGUUGCCAAACGCGCUGUGGAUGGUUCGCGCCGCGAACAAGUUCUUACAAAACCGCGAGACGCGUGCGGCAAAAAAAUAG